This is a messenger RNA of Dreissena polymorpha, 1046 nucleotides long. RefSeq lists its product as uncharacterized. NCBI's taxonomy places the organism in Eukaryota, Metazoa, Mollusca, Bivalvia, Myida, Dreissenidae. The record is from RefSeq and is a predicted model, not a curated record. The coding region runs from base 447 to 1046 and encodes 199 amino acids. The transcript is spliced from 6 exons.
GUGAACAAUAUCGUUGAUAAAAAUGUAAUAUAGGCAUACAUUGAACGCAUAACAUUCGCGUAAAACUGCUUAAAUAAGGGUUACAUGACCGGAAUGUGGCUUGUUUAGGAGGAACAAUGGUUUGCGACUUACGCUACAAAAUAGGAUAAUUAUUAGAUGCUCCGUAACUGUUCCGCUAAUUGUUCGAUGUUAACUUCGGUUUUGAUUUAAGUAAACAAUCUAAACACACCAAUUUUAGCGUUGAAAUGUUUUGAGAUUAUCAAAUACUUGACUUUUUAGCGGGUUUAAAGCGCACUGAUAUACGUGUUAAUAUAUAUUUUAGAAUGACAAUUCAGUGGAAUUUCUGCAUCAAACAAGUGAUACGUCUAAAACAAAUGCUUGUUUAAGUUUAAAUUAGAAUUGAACAAUAAUUUCAUAAUUAAGGAGGAGCUUCAGUGAAAUAACAAAUGGCACAAACAUUCGGAUUGCUGCCUACAUGUGUAUGGCUGUUUACUGCUCUAAUAACUACCAACAAAGCAACCAAUCAACAGUUCGUUGGCCAGAUGUAUUUUGGUUCUUUGGAAUACGUCUUGGUGUCAGGAAUAAAAGAGACCAAUACAACGCUUCAGAAUCUGACAGAGGCGACAACGCAGACGUUCAAAGACAAUUUACAUGGGACUGACGGAUUCUUAGCCAUUGAAAUAUACAAAAUCUUCGUAAAAGAGAGUAGUGUUAACCUCAACUUCGUCGUGCAUAUGAACGGGACAUUAGAUCUGAAUGUUGUUCAAGGUCGUAUCAAGACAAAACUGAGUUCAUCAAGUACAAAUCUUUCAGCUACAUUCAUACCGGUUGGGUCGCCUGUCAACGUGCGAAUCUACAAUAAAACCCCCAUUGAUUUGUGUUCACUUAAGAAUUUCAAGAAUAGGUGCGAUCCCAACUCUACGAAAUGUAAACAAAACAAAGAAACUGUUAAAUGCGAGUGUCGAGGAGGGUUUGAAAAUCGUACGGUAAUUGAAGGUGUUGGAAUAUGCCAUCAAAUUAAAGACCCGAAAGAUUCGUGCAGUUAA